AUGACUCUGACCAACAGUCCAGCAUCAAAAUUGACCUCUGCCUUCAUUCAAGUCCUCGUCACCGGCUGCUCCGACGAACGUCGCGUUCCGUCGGAAGCGAGGUGGGGUGCGAGCCCGCCUCCACCAGCCCACCAGCCCGGGACGCGCCGCUCGGCGCCGCCAUUGGCGGACACGGCAGCGACUACGGAGGUCGUGAAAACUUCCAAGGGUUGGGCGUCGGGGCGACUUUGCCCCGUUACUGCGCAUGCCGGUGUGGGCGACGUUGACUGUGACCAUUGGCACACCAACGACGGCAUCCUGUUCACGCGCUGGCCGGUCACCCGUCCCGGCGACCCCGACGACAGGGAUUCACCAGAACCGAAACUCGGAAAUGCAGCUCGGACUUCCAAGACAGCGCGGUGGAGCCUGACAUCCCACUGUAGGAGAGGACAGACUAGAUGUUACAUGGUGUUUGACUACAGAGCCUUCAGGCGUGCUAAUAUACACAUUCUGCUCGAAGGGAGUUUAGACCAUCUCCUCCUCGCUCUUCGUGUACAGCGUCACAACAGGGGAGCGGAAGAACGUGACGUCGCUGGUCCACAGAUUCGUGACGGCAAGCCACCACGUGAGUGCCGUGGCAAUCAUGCCAAAGACGCCGCUGGCGAUACGGAGCCCAUCGCUGCCCGCGCCCGUGAUGAAGUGCACGCCCAGCAGAAGGACAAAGACAAGCGUCGAGGUCAGCAUGCAGAGCACGUUGAAGGAGCACUUCAGGCUGCCCAUGAGCAUGAACGCGAAGAGCAUCAUGAAGCUGAGCAGCACGAGGCCGAGGCCGGCAUCGCGCUCCGGGCCCACGAGCCCGAACGCGGGGAGGAGGAGACAGCCGAUCGACAGCGAGAACGCGCCAAAGACGCCGAACAUCGUCGCCAUGUACGUGUUGCCGAGCGACAUUUCCCACCAUGCGCAGAAAGUCUGCGAGAUGCCCCCGAAGAAGAUGAGGGGCGGGAUCGCGGCCGCAAAGGUCUGCAGGCCCUGCACGUGGAAGGUGCACGCGGAGAGGAGGAAGAGGCCGUAGCCCCACGAGAGCAGGCCGAGGGGCGUCGGGUUGCCGAAGAUGCGCUGCGGGUUAGCUAUGCUCGAGAAGGGCUUGAGUUACUCACGUUUUGCUUCGGGAUCCCGGGCUGGUCGAAUUCGGCAGGCGCGCCGUCGGGGCACAGAAUGCGCUCGUGGCGCUGGCAUACUUCCUGCUCCGACUUCUCGUCGAACCAGGGGUAG
Messenger RNA from Trichosporon asahii var. asahii CBS 2479, 1251 nucleotides. RefSeq lists its product as uncharacterized. The record is from RefSeq and is a predicted model, not a curated record. The coding region runs from base 1 to 1251 and encodes 416 amino acids. The transcript has 3 exons. Lineage: Eukaryota; Fungi; Basidiomycota; Tremellomycetes; Trichosporonales; Trichosporonaceae.